GAUCACACGACGCAGACCGAUGACGGCUACUAUCUUCUAUUCAAGUCUCCGGGCACCAAGGGAAACAAGACAUCAUUUACGUUGCGAGAGCCCCUGCGGUACGGAUUGCGUGUCACUCUGGUACUUCCUGCCCAAACUCUCAAAUGGGAUUGUGCUCUAUGUGCAAGAUCAAGCAAUACUCAACGGGAGUGGUGCCUGGAAGCGUUACCAGUGGCGGCAAUCAAUACAGUGGGACGAUACCAUUACUGCUGUUUCUGGAACGAACGGAGACGGCUUCGUUGCCAUCGACGAUGUGCUGAUCAGCGAGCAAUGUAAUCCAAGGACACGGUCGACACAAAGGUUUGAUUGUGGCAACAAGACUGUGACGAUAGAGCGUGUGUGUGACUUCGUGACCGACUGCGAAAACGGCGAAGACGAGCGAAACUGCGGCGAUUGCGACUUCAGCAAAGGCCUGUGCGGCUGGAUCUCCGACGGCUCUCUGAACCGUGGCACGACGGCAUGGCGCCGCAAAGCGGUAGGCGAAGUCGAGAACUCACCGCUCACCAACCCACGCAACAGUCGCAAUGGAUAUUACCUGCUGCUUCAUUCAAAUGCAACGGGGCCUUCUCGAAGAGUUACGCGUGCAAGCAUCGCUUCUCCAGUUAUAAGGAACACCAACAAACUGUGCACGCUCACUUUCUGGUACAACUUCAUUUUGAACGGUACAAGAAUGGACAUCGACCUGAUGAUGAGGGUUGGCGGGUAUAAUUUGCCAGUGUGGACUCUUAGUGCGCUUAGUGAGACCCCUCAAGAAGGUACCUGGAAUUUCGAACUGGUAGACAUAGGCCGCUAUCCGUCAGAAAUCAGCCUUUCUUUCUCCGGCGUUCACUAUAUGCCAGGGCGCUCUAUGUUCGCUGUGGAUGAAAUCGAGUACCAUGACUGUGCUUUGCCAGCUAAACGAGAAAACUGCUCCGAAAUCGAAUUCCGCUGCGCCAACGGAGCUUGUGUGAUGGGAUACGAGCGCUGCAACUACGUGGACGACUGCGGGGACAACAGCGACGAGGAGAAUUGCGGUGACCACCGACUCAGUUGCAACUUCGACUCCUCCUUCUGCGACUGGGUGCCCCAGGCGCCUACAGACAAAACGAAGAAAACAUGGAGAUUGAUGCGUCCAUCGGCGUUCCUCUUGCAUUCACCGACAAGGGACCACACGACGGGGACACCAGAUGGGCUUUUCAUAAUUGUCCAAGCGUCUACAACAACAAACGCAACCAUCAUAGGUCCGACACUUGACAACUCGACGUUUUGUGCAGUAACGUUUUUCUACGCUAUGCAAGGAAAAAGCGAGCCGUUGCUCAAACUCGUGUUUCGCACAACGAGAGACGGACCGUGGACAACUGCGUGGAGCCAGCGAAUGCCGAGCGACUUCUUUCACUUUGUUGGCCUCAGCAUACCAUUCCCGAGAAGGGCUCCUUACCAGGUGGCCUUCAUAGGACAACAUAGGAUACCUGGCAAGCAAGGCUACAUAGCUAUUGACGACGUCCAUUUCUUUGAGAGCUGCAAGACGAAAAUCGAACGCCUACCAGCGACCCCAGUACCAACCACACCACCAUUCACAUGCGAUGUAAAGGAAUUCCAAUGCACCGGUAUCAAAGAAUGCAUUGCAAUGUCCAAAGUAUGCGAUUUCAAGGAGGACUGUUCCAACGGAGCUGACGAAUCUCGAUGCGGGUCCUGCGCGUUUACAACGGACUUGUGCGGCUUGGAGAACGAGGACUCGGGCGCACGCUUCGGUUGGAACUGGACUACAGUGGAAGACGGCAAGAAGAAACAAGGCUUCCCUACCACCGACAGUCAAUCAAAUGUACAAGGAGCAUAUGCAGCGUAUUCACUGCUUAACCCAGAAGUUCCACCUGACCAAAUGAAGGGUUUGGCUACACCGCCGCUAGGACAAAUCGCGCACUCCUGUAUGGUGAAUUUCUAUGCUUACCUUCCGAGUAAACCUACAGCAUGGCUAAUGUUCGGGGUGCGUCCGCCUCCGGCGAACAACAACCAGCAACGUUCAUUGACGCUUCUUGGCGCAGUGAAAGGAACGCAAGUGAAAGGUCAAUGGAGAAAGAUCUUCACAAAAGUAGGAAAUUGGGGCGCUGGAGCCAGGUUCGUGUACAUGGCCAACACCCCAGGCGUGAGCAUCGACCACCCCGAGUAUAACAUGUGCCACCCAGACUCUCAAAGUGAAGGAAGGGAAGCUGCCGAAAAGGUAAGCUGCACCUUCUCCAAUCCGGCCAACUGCGGCUGGUUCCCGGAGAACCAGGUCACUGACACCAAGUGGGUUCUCUACUCUGGAGGUUCCGGGUAUCCUGGGCUCAAUUGGCAGCCCUCCGACAGUGAUUCCCACGAAGGAGCCUAUGUGUUUGCUCGGAACAUGCUUUCUGGUAUUAGGACUGCCCACCUAGUUUCAGUCCAGAUGAGCCCGACUCCAGACACUGGUCGUUGUUUCACGUUUUGGUACAACAUGUGGCACCCAAACGUUGGCUACUUGAACCUUCUACAGCGUGUGGGUAACGCAUCCACCAGCCUGCUGUGGACCCGCUCGGGACCUCAGGGAAAAGAGUGGAAGCGAGGUCAAGUGCAACUGCACUCAGAAGAUCCCCACCAGCUUGUCUUUGAAGCCAAGCUCAGGCCCAGAAUUCCCGGCAUGAUCGCCAUUGACAACUUCGUCCUCAACGACAACCGCUGCAGCAGCGACAAAUAUGGGGCGUGCAACUUCGAGUCCGACUCGUGUGGAUGGGUACUGCACAACUGGGAACGUACAAGUGGAAGCAGCAGUGUGUUGCCUGCAGUUGAUCAAUCCACUAUGUCGCCUUCAGGAAGCUACGCCCUCGCGAAGGCUCCUGGCGGCCGUAUGGUGAGCCCUCGAAGCUGGUACGAUGCCACUCAGCAGAUGUGCCUCCGCUUUUGGUUCUUCCUCACUGGCACCCGUGCGGAAAUGCUGAAUGUCACCCGACUGAUCAACCAAGACCAAGAGGAGUCGCUCUGGCUUGGCACUGCAUUUAGCGCCACAAGCCGAACGUGGUAUCAAGCGUCUGCUAACCUGGCCGUUUACAAGGAAACACCUACGAUUGUCUUCGAUGCAACGACCUCCGGUGACCCGGCAGCAACUGUAGCCGUAGACGACAUCACCCUGGGCAAUGUGCCUUGUCCUCCCCCCGGGAGCUGCUCCUUCGAAGAGGAUAUGUGUAACUGGUUCAACAACAAGGGUCUGACCAACGCACAAUGGUACCGACACCGUGGUGCAACGGUUUCCAACUCAAGUGGAGUGGAGAAGGACCACACGUUGGGCACAACUGAUGGCUACUACCUUCUGCUCGACGCAGAUGACCUGGCAAAGGCUCCUGCUGGCAGUGUACAGAGUCAGAAUCUGCCGCUGGGUCCUUCGGCAUGCUUCAAGCUUUACUAUUUUAUGAAAAAAGAUUCUGGAGCAUCGGUGACUGUUGCGUUCAUCGGCCACACUGGGGAAUUAGCCGGCCGUCCACAGAUAGUGCAAGCCACUGAGCCAAGUCAGUGGACACCUCUCUCAAUUGAACGCUCCGAUCUUCCCCAAGUCUUCUCGGUUGUAAUCACUGGCCAGACUGCACGUGGUCGUAGUGACGUCGCCAUUGAUGACAUCGACGUGCGCCGUGGCAAAUGCGAAGGGACACCGCUACCCACGAAAGCCCCAGCAACCGAAACCACUAGUCCUGUUGAAACUACAACACCAGCAGUUUCGGAGCCGGUGUCCACGCAGCAGGCUACUUCAGCAGAGCCGCCUCCUCUGACUACAGAAGUGGUUACACCGGAACCGAGGACUAGUGAAUCUCCAGCUCCUCCACAGCCGAAGCCUGCCUUGGCAUGCCGUCGCGGCGAGUUCAACUGCAGAGAUGGUAGCACUUGCAUUCCAGCGGCACUGCUUUGUGAUGGCGUUAACGACUGUCCAAAUGGACUUGACGAGAAGUGUGGAGGCACCAUGCCAUGCAAGGAAAAUGAAUUCUUCUGUGUAACUCGCUCUCCCAGCGCUUGCCUUCCCCGUUCUUUACUCUGUGAUGGUAACGAGGACUGCGUUGGAGGAUCCGAUGAGUCAUUAUGCCGUGCGUGCCCACCUUACUUGUGCUUGAACGAUGCAAUAUGUGGAUGGACACCACAAGCACCGAGCCCCACCUGUGACUGUGGUCAGGGAUACGAAGGCCGUCGCUGCAAUUUGUUGGCCAACAGUCUACCGGAAGCCGACAAUCUGACAGGAAAAGAUUCUGGAUCUGCUGCCGGCAUUGUUACAGGCGUACUUGUUGUUUUGGCUAUCAUUCUUAUAGCCGCAGUCGCCGCAUUCGUUGUGAUCCGCAGAAGACGCAACGCAGAGAACUCCCCAGUCUUUCUCGACAAUCCAUCAUACGAUGCUUCAACUGAUGAAACAAGGAUCUUCAACUGACGGGCCAAAUUACUGCAAGAAUAAUGGGACGUGACAGGGUCAUGGAACUUUAACACACUGUACAAAGCAAAGGGUGGACCCCUAUUUAUACUGUUUACAUGUUAUGUUGUUUAUAUGUUCACACCCAGACAUAUUCAUCAGCAGAAAGAAUAAAAAAGCUAGAGUAAUGCUGUGA
This is a messenger RNA of Dermacentor silvarum, 4613 nucleotides long. Its product is annotated as MAM and LDL-receptor class A domain-containing protein 1. The record is from RefSeq and is a predicted model, not a curated record. NCBI's taxonomy places the organism in Eukaryota, Metazoa, Arthropoda, Arachnida, Ixodida, Ixodidae. Bases 20 to 4438 code for a protein of 1472 amino acids. Gene Ontology annotation, molecular function: protein binding. Gene Ontology annotation, cellular component: membrane. The transcript has 34 exons.